Kwoniella botswanensis is the source of this 1035-nucleotide messenger RNA. RefSeq lists its product as uncharacterized. The record is from RefSeq and is a predicted model, not a curated record. NCBI's taxonomy places the organism in Eukaryota, Fungi, Basidiomycota, Tremellomycetes, Tremellales, Cryptococcaceae. The coding region runs from base 1 to 1035 and encodes 344 amino acids. Gene Ontology annotation, biological process: mitochondrial translation. Gene Ontology annotation, molecular function: structural constituent of ribosome. The transcript has 3 exons. Gene Ontology annotation, cellular component: mitochondrial small ribosomal subunit.
AUGCCUUUCACCACUUCCGUAGCAGGUCCUUCUAGAAUCCCAUUCCAAGCCGUAUCCAAAACAUGUCGACGUACCAUCGCUCGAAGGCAUGCCUCGACAGCUGCCGGAGAGGAACGUCAACCUCCAAGGAAGGUGUCCAGUAACAUCUUCUUUGCCGAUUGGAUCAAAUCCGAAGGAUCACAGUAUCGUGAGCCUGUAAAAGGUCAAAAGGCGAAAUGGCUGGGUGACAAGGUGCCAUAUAGCAGUAACCCAACUUUCCGACCUCCUCCACCUCUUUCCGAUUACACGCAGAAUCAGGUGUAUGCCGAAUUGAGACGAGGACGAAAAGUUGCUGAGCUUGCUGAGAAACACAAUAUCAGUAAAGCUAGAGUCGAAGCUAUUCGAAAGCUGAAAGAUAUUGAGGAAGAGUUCAAACGAAGAUCUAUACCUUUGCAGACUGCUUUCCAGCAAGGUAUGGAGCCUUUGCUCGGUGUCCAGACUCCUAUAAACCCUUCGACGAAAGAGCAUGAUGCUGCUCGAGCACGACAGAUCGACUUAGCCCACGACUCUCAUCCCAGUACGAGUGCCGAACGAUUGGAAGAGCAAAGAUGGGAUUCGGGUGUAGGUCAAGAAGGUUCUUUUGGCAGUCGAACGAGGGAAAACAGCUCGAAAGGUGUGGAACGAACUGCUUGGGAAUUCAGGGAUGAAGAGAGGGAUUUGGAGGAUAGAAGGGUUUUAGAACAAAAAGAAGAAGAAUUGAAGAAAGAUCCUGCUCAUCAUGGUGUCGUACAUGAAGUACUUCAACGAGAAGUUAUGACUGCUACAUUGUUCCCUACACCCGUCACGGAACAAGCUGCCGGAAAGAAGGAGAAGGAUGCUACUAAAGCGAAAGAGCUGCAGGUGAAGAGGGCUCAAGUAGAGGGUGUCACUAUUGGAGAUAUACAUUUUGUAGAUACUUCCUCCACUAAGGAGUUUGGCAGUGAUAGUAGAGGUGCCAAGUUGAGGGAGAAGAGACACAGAAGGAAAGAAGCUAAGAAAGUAAAGUCAACCCAGUAG